AUGGCUCUGUCAUUCUUUUUGUCGUCUCUGACUGUCAUUUCCGUCCUUGGAUACACCCAGGCUGGUGCUAUUCCCCAUGUUAUAGAGCGUGAAGUUUGCAAAUUCGAUGCCAGAGACUUUAACACCGACUCACAAGAGAUGAUUGCCAGGCAAGCUCCAUCCGAUUCUUCCCAAUUACCAAAAACUUGGGAUCCACCAGCUGAGCUUGUAGCACCUUUGAAGCAGGUACUCGUUUUCAAAUUACAGAAGGAGAAAUUCAUUACUAACUAUUGCGAACAGGUAUGGGACCGUGAGUUGAAAUCAUUCUCUCGGUCUCUCAGGUUCAAGAACUUCGGAUUCGACCAAGUCAUCGCCGGUGAAGGGAAGAUCAACUACUGUGUCCGUUGGGAUACCAACAAUACAGCGUCUCCCGAGGAUCGUCAAAAGACCGAGGUUGCCAUCCAACGUUCAUUCAAGAAGUGGAUGGAUGUUCUGGCCGGAUUCGAUGGAUGGCCGUAUGAUACCGUUGAUGUGAAGGUAGUAGGAUGGGCCGUCAAAAACAAGAGGCUCCUUUCAGGCGAUACUUCAGAUGUGGAUGUAUAUACUAACACUGACUCUGGUGGAACUGCGGAAUGUGACCCAAGAUGUGGACGGUUCUUUAACAGGGAUGGGGAAUACUCUCAAUGCCCCGGAGGAGCUGCAAGGCAUUAUGAUCAAAGUCUUUGGUUAUCUGAUGGAAUGGAUGGUUCCGGUGCUGGAGGCCACUGGGGUCAACGUGUUGGACAGGGGUAUUUCAUGAAGACAAUUGAUGAUGAUUCCAUUCAUAUUGUACUCCACGAGAUAGGACAUACAUUUGCGUUGGAUGGCAAGUCUCUCUCCUCUCUAUUACUUAAUGGUUCAAUAUUUAGCUAAUUAUGUCGCAGAUUUCUAUGAUUGGAAACCAACCGGCAUCACUAAGUUCAUUAUGAAUGCCGGCGCUUCAAUGGUUAUAACAGAUUUCGAUAGGUGGAUGUUACGUGACUGGUGGAGAAAUCUCAACGCUGCAAGAUACAAAUUUUAA
Molecule: messenger RNA, 1039 nt
Organism: Hymenoscyphus albidus
Lineage: Eukaryota; Fungi; Ascomycota; Leotiomycetes; Helotiales; Helotiaceae
Source: the annotation of a GenBank genome assembly